Messenger RNA from Strongylus vulgaris, 351 nucleotides. The record is from the annotation of a GenBank genome assembly. NCBI's taxonomy places the organism in Eukaryota, Metazoa, Nematoda, Chromadorea, Rhabditida, Strongylidae.
AUGGGAACAUCAACGUUAUCGGAUUAUGCUAGUUUGGCGCUUCAGGUUGGAUUUUUCCACUUUUCUCCAGAAAGAGGUGUGAAACUCAAAAUAACGUAUACACAAGAGAAGGCUAGUAAAGGUAUAGCUGACAUGAAAGCUCGAAAGAGUGAGCUUGGGAAGAAUUUGAACACUAGAGCGAUGAAUGUGCUAUCACAAGUGGAAGAACAGGUCAUGGGUUUGCAACAAAAGAAAAAUCAAAUUGCUGUAGAUAGACAGAAACUAUUGGAUACUAUAGCUUUACUUGAUGAGAAGAAAACACGAGAGAUACAUAAAGCUCAUGAGCAAGUUAAUAAGGUGAGGAAAAUAUAG